AUGCAUCGACAGCGCAUCGGGAAUACGGCUCUGAACAAAGUUUUGCUCUUCUAUCUGACCGUCUGUUUCGUGCCCACUUUUGUCUGGUCCAUCACAGUGAACUCUCCUGCAGAGCUCCAUGCAUCUAAAGGGGACACGGCCACUCUGUCCUGCACCUUCACCUCCACCAGCCCCCCCACCAGCAAGAUGACUGUGGACUGGUCAUACAGGCCCCAGACCGGAGGACCACCACAAACUUUCUUCCACUUCUCGUCGCGGGCGUUCCCACCCUCUGAAGGGCAGUUCAGCGGUCGUGUGAAGUGGCAGGGGAGUCCAGCGCGCGGUGACGCCUCCAUCCUCCUCAUUAACGCCACGCUGAAUGAUAAUGGGACAUAUACGUGCUCCGUCAGGAACCCUCCCGACGUCCACGGCUCCCCCACCUCCCACUCCGUGCUCACAGUCACACCCAGAGCUGCCAGAGUUCGAUUCUCCGACGUGACGCUGCUGCUGGCCUUCAUCCUCCUCCCCUCUGCUCUGCUCACCUUCUUUCUCAUUGGUCGGAUCCUCUGUCCCAAGAAGCAGCGCAGCCAAUCCAAGCCCACCCGAUCACCCAUUGAGGUCACGGAGGGAGAGGAGUACUCCACGCGCCCCGCAGCAGAGACCGUGAAGAGUCCCACGUGCUGCGAACUCUGCUUCAUGGACCCUGAUGAAGAAGAGUAUUAUUACAACCUGAAGAAGACGCCAUCCAUGGAGGAAGAACCGUAUGUGGAGUCCAAAUGUUAG
Knipowitschia caucasica is the source of this 762-nucleotide messenger RNA. The record is from the annotation of a GenBank genome assembly. NCBI's taxonomy places the organism in Eukaryota, Metazoa, Chordata, Actinopteri, Gobiiformes, Gobiidae.